AUGCUUGGAAUUCUGACCAGCACCAUCCUUUCUACUAAUACAGGUCAAACUAGACGAAUCAAUAUCCUUAUUUCCUGGUUUGCUGUAACACAUGCCUCUAUAUUUAGUUUUUUUGCAGGUAGCCAAAAAAUUUUAAGUUAGCCCUGUGUGGUCCAAACGUGCCCGCUUCGCUUGAAGCUUGCAAAUUGCGACAGGGACCGGGCACCGAGGUCGAAGAAAUUUAUUUGAGUUAUGUUUCAUAUUAUCAACAUUGAGUGUCCGCUAAUUUGCUCAAACCCAAUUGCUCGAACAUUUUCAUAUAUCAAGCCGACAAGAUUGUCGGCUGAUGAAUAAAAUUCAGCCACAGAACAGAAAAGUUUUUGAUAGCAUCAUUUGAUGAAUUUACGUCUUGAGAAUGAAUCUUAUUAAUUAAAUUAAAUAUGGUCGGUAAAUAUUGCAAAAUAUAAGCGGAAAAAUUGAAAUUUUCAAAUUAAUUUAAUUUAAAUUAAGCAUGCAUAAGACCUUUUGACCAAUGAUUGCAGAUAGCUUCAGGCACUUGCAGGUAGCGCCGCUACCUAGGAUCCCAACUUCUGACAGACAUGCUGUAACAUUUGCACUGAUUUCGACUAUUGCAGCUGUUGUUUUAUUGCUAAUGUUCUCAUUUGGCAAGGCUGAAUCACAUUUUUCUUCAUCUGUCGUUGUUGUCGAUGUUGUAAUGUUGCUGUGUCUGUGUCCGAUGUUCUUGAUGUUUCGGAAUUAUUUUUUUCCUUGUUGUUGUUGUUGUUGUUGUUGUUGUUGUUGUUGUUGUUGUUGUUGUUGUUGUUGUUGUUGUUGUUGUUGUUGUUGUUGUUGUUGUUGUUGUUGUUGUUGUUGUUGUUGUUGUUGUUGUUGUUGUUGUUGUUGUCAACAACUUCUGCAUUCUUAUAUUUUUUAUUGAAGUAUCUAUUCAUCUUUGUUUGUUCCAUAUGGGAUUUGCGCUUUUGAUUUCUAUUUGUGCCCUGAUUAAAACUCAUUUUGGUUAAAGUAGAAUAAUAAGUUGUUUUGUCUUUUUAAGUCUUUGCAUUUCUUUGCAUUGCCAUUAGCCAAGCUUGCUGUGUUUCCACACUCAAAUAGAUAUUUCAUUUUAUUUCACUUUUUCAAAGCCACUGAUCUCUAUAGAUAAUAUAUGCCACUGAUACGUGUCACAAGGGCCUGCAGGCCAGCAAAAGAAUUCCAAUAAUUCAAAAGUUUCAAAGUAAAUCAUCAAAAAUGCCCCCCCCCCCCGAAUUUUGCUAUUUUCAGAUUUGGGGUGAAUUCCCCCAUAUUCCCCCCUGCAAAAUACCUCGGAAUGAAACUAGCGGAGAAAAACUUAAAAGCUACAAGAAUACACAAAAAACUAAAAUAGAAAAAACCUAUACGAAAGCUAAACAAAUUUCAUUAUGAAAGUGAUUCAAAUAAAAACUAGCUGUUUGACAUAUCUUUGGCGAAACACGAAAAAUGUAAUAAUGAUAAUAUUAGCAAAUGAAAACAAUUUAAAAUAGCUCGACGAAGUACCUCAGGCUCUACGGCAUUCGUGCCAAAUCCGGCUUGUAAGAUGCAGCAAGACGACAGCAAAUUCGUCUUUUUAUCACAUGCAGUGAUAUAUUUUUGCCAUUUUCUAAAAUUUAUGUUUUUGUUCCUUCGUCCGCCUGAAAAUUGAAGCUUGUUGCCAAGCAAAGAGUAAAAGCAUUCCUGUGUCGUCACUGAUUACAUGUUAGGAGAAUUUCAAAAUCGGUCUUUCAAAUGAAAUUGCUUACUGGGUAAUAUCUUCUUAUAUUAUAAAAGAAAUAGAAAAACUCGUCUCGUGCAUUUAUAGUGUGAAAAUGCACUCGGGAAAUGUUGGGAGAAUACUCGAAAUGCGUCUAAAACACUCGGCUACGCUUCUCACUUGCGGCACUCGCUGGAAGCAAAACAAAGUCUGUCGAAGUAGUUUGAAAUUGAAAUAUUGGCUUGAUUUAAGUUCCCACCCAUCCUGCUUUUUCUGUACUGAGGUCUAUUGGUCUAUAUUCAAGAAAUAGGAAACGAGUUGCGUGCGUUUAUUGUGUAAAAUGCACGAAGGGAAUAUUGGUACAAUACGGUAAUAUAUAAGUUAAUCACUGGAAAAAAACUGAAAAUCCAUAGAAGGUCAUAGAAUGGAAAUUGUAUGGAUAUACUAUGGAUUUAGUGGUGCAAUUGCAAAUUUCAUACUAUGGAUUUCACAUUUCUUCCCAGUGAAUGCUGCAUUGUUGAAGCCAUAUUUGAACGUGAUAUGUGAAUUAUUUAGUAAGGAAAUAGAAUAUAUUCCAUGUUUUCUUUCAUUUUUUUCUAGUGUACAUGUAACAUGUAAGCGAUGUGGUGGAGCUUAUGGCGGGAAAAUAAUUCGUGCUUCAGCCAACUCAACAGCAUGUGCUGUGGCUGCCUACGUCACGAACAGGUAACUUUCAAGAGAUGACCUUUUUCAUCUGUUUUUGACUAUUUCUUCUCGAGUUUAAAUGUUCAUGUGUUGUUGAUGCUUCCUUUCCCCAGCAGGAUAUAAACUUCACGAACCUGAAAUGUCUUUCUUUAAUUUGUCUUUUAACCAAUAAUAUUAAUUGCAAGAAAAACUGCUUGUUCGAAACUUGAACUCGAAGUUCCGCACCAUAACCAGUCCUAUGGUGACGCGUAGCAUGACCACUUUCCAUGUUUAGCUGGGCAUGCUGCUCUUGAAAACUUGUGCGUUUUGGAAGCCUCGGCAGAGCGUUUUCUGUAUUUCCUGACAGGAAUUUUAAUGAAAGUUGUGAAGUUUUUGCAUUCAAAAAUUCAUGCAAGAUUUCACACUUGAUACCUUUUUUUACAACUUCAUCCCCAGUUUUGAAACAACGGUCACCCUGUGUACAAUUACAAUCAUGAAUGAAUUGCUUUUGUUCCUGUUGAUAUAUACACAAUGUCAAUGUAACGAGAAUCUGUACAGAUGAGAUUAUUGUAACUCCCUGUGGAAGAAAGAAGUGAAGUAUUCAAGUUUGCAAUGAAUUAAGUUAUCCUGGAUGAGGAUAUUACUGAAGGUUAUUACUGACCAAAGCUACCGACGGUUUUGAAUGAACACAUAUUAUCAGACAUGUUUUCACUCUGUAUUUCAGGCCAGUACGACUUCGAAUGAACUUCAAAACCAACAUGGAAAUGGUUGGAAAAAGAUUUCCUUAUCUGGCGAAGUACAAGGUAUAGUCCUAAACGAACACCGCUGUCCGCGUAUUGACUUCUUGCACUGGAGUGACUGGAAAUACUAUAUAUUGUCUUCAGGAGAGUAUAAACUUAGUAUAACUUCGUCUUUACCCUAUUUAUUAGCAUGAAUUUUCUUAAUUUUUUUUCUGGGCUCAAUGGACGUACCUAUUUCCUGAUGAACAAAAUUUUGAUAUCAACAAGUCCAGACAUAAUUUCACCACAGCUUCAAAGAGCAUCACAAAAUUAGUAAUAUUCCGAAGUUUGGUUGCGAAAUGUUGUAAAAUGCGGAUAAUAUAGCCCUGCGAAGUUUGCCGUUUUUCAGUCAUUUUGUAUUACGCACUGGAAAUUGAUACCGCUUUCUGAAAAAAGGUUGUAUUGUUUGUAUCAUCUUUUUAUUUCCUGACUGAUGAUUAUUGAUUUCCUGACUGAUGAUUAAGUUUUCUAGGGAGGAGGAGGGGGCAAUUUUCACUGUUUAAGCUACCGAAUUUUGAAAAUUGAAAAAGAAAAUCGCACUAGAAAUCGCAGCAAAAAUUGCAAGUGUAAACGCGUCUUUAUAAUUAUAUCUGUCGCAGAUACAUGUACGCUUAGCGUACCUAUUUUUUAUACAUGUUGCAAAUUUUUUCGCUAAGUAAAAUUUGUGGCUGCCUGUUAAAAACAACAUUUCCCAAUCAAGUUAUUCUUGGUGGUUUUUGUGUUCUUGUGUUUACUUGAAAAGUUUUUCCUUGUACCCGCAGAGAUUUCACGGGCGUUGUGAAAAUCCGGAAUACCGGAAUAUCACGGAAUAUGCCUGAAUUUCGCGGUUUAUGCCGGAAUAUGGCGGAAUUUCGCGGAAUACGCUGGAAGUGGAAUAUCACGACAUUUUCUGGAAUUAACCUGAAUUGUCCGCAAUUCAGUAAAUACUAAGUAAUCUUGCAUUUAUAAUACUCGCCAAAACCGUUAUCUUUAUACUAUAUAAUUAAAAAAUUGCUCAUACUAAUCAUCAGCCAGCUGUGUAAAUGGCACGUUUUUAUCAAGAAUUAUAGACCAUGUCAUUUGAUGCGCGGUUGAAACUCCGAACGGAUUGUUGUUCUCUCUAGACCGGCAGCACCAUGGCAGCGCAUCGACUGAUUUUAAUAUGGCGGUGUCAGAGGAGUCGCAGUACGAUGUCAUGUAUAGAACGGGUCGAUCAAAGUCAAAGAUGCAGUCAAUUUUAACCUUGUUUUUGUGCUUAUAUUAUUUAACAAAGAAACAGAGUGAUAUACAGGAUAUAAAAAAGCGCCUGUGGUCAUGAUAGUUUUGAUAUAAAUUAGCUUACACAUUUUAUUAAAAAUAACUCAAUAGUUACAAUACCGUAUACUAAUAACUCAAUACCUAGGGUUGUAUAAGUAUAAACGAUAAUAGGGUCGUAUAAGCAUAAACAACUCGCAUCUUAUAUUGCCAUAUUGUUGUAACUGUAAAAUAGAAAUUUUAAUGUCAUGAUCACAUGCUCUGACGGUACCCGGACAUUUUGCCGAAAGACAUUUUGCCGAAAGACAUUUUGCCGACGGACGUUUUGCCGAACGGACAUUUUGCCGAACGGGCAUUUUGCCGAACGGACAGUUUGCCGAACGGACAGUUUGCCGAACGGACAGUUUGCCGAACGGACAAUUAAUUUUUCAAGGACAUAUGCUCGGAACUGGUUAGUUCCCUGACCUCAGAAUGACAUUUCGUCAAAACUUUUUUCUUCAAGAUUGGUUUAGAAACAAACUUGGAGUAGGGUUAGGUUAGGGUUAGGAUUAUGGUUUGGGUUAGAGUUGGUGUUUGGAAUAGGGUUAGUGUGAGUAAAACCGUUACUGCAUGUGUUACGUUUUGUCACUUUGAGGUCAGCGAAAUAACUUCUUCCCAUAUGCUCAGGGUAUGCACAAAUUAUGGAUGUUGACGCCAUUUCGUGUGGCCACCCAAGAAAGAGGAAGAUCGGUGGUAUGGGAACAGAAUGCCAAAUGUUUCUGAAGCACCUUGCUGAUAAGCUUUCACGAAGGGACGGGGAACCUUACCACGCAGUCAUUUCAUGGCUUAGAACACGCUUAUCUUUUGAGAUUUUAAGAUCGGUGAACAUCUGUGUCAGGGGAUCUAGAAGGCCCUUUAAGAACGCAAAUGACUUCAUAGAUGAUUUUAAUGUAAAUGCUAAUGCAGCAGAAAUUUUUUAGAUACUUUUAUAAUGGACUAUUUAUAUGGAUAAUUCUCUUUUUUAACUAUACAACUAGUGUGAAUAUAAUAUAUGUUUGUAAUACUUGCAUAGGUAAGUUUAGAAUUAUGUUUCAGUGUAUAUUAUGAUAAUUAUUCCACUUGUGAUAUUAUAUUUAUAUAGAUUUUUAAAUAAAUUAACGGAGUUAUAUAAAUAAGAUCAACAGAUGUUGGUAAAAUGUAGAUGUUGGAAUGCUGUUUGUUACAAUGGAAACGUUAAAUGCCUUAAAUAUCAACUUGCUAUUAAGUACCAUAUUCGUACAUAGUUUCGCGGAUUUUAAGCAUGCGCGAAUUAAAUAUCGUAGUCAAAAAUCAUAAACUUCUUGAUAGAAGAAGGUUGCUUCCUCCAGAAGAUCCGUUUGAGGAUCUCGAUGUAUCUCACGAGUAAAGGCUGUGGAAGGUAGUUGACUUGUAGUCGAAGUCGUAGUGUAGUUUUUUUAUUUAAAGAAAAUUUAAUGUUGUUGAGAAUGCUUUCGCAAAAUUUAAUGCCCUUGUUUUAAAUUCGGCCACCAAAAUGCUGAAAAUAAAGUCUCGAGAAAUAAUGCCUCAAAAAAAUCGCGAAAUUACAGUCGCGCGAAAUUCCGUGAUAUUCCGCGAAAUUCCGUAAUAUUCCGUAAUAAAACGGCAUAUUCCGUAAUAUUCCGUGAUAUUCCGUGAUAUUCCGGCACUCCAGGUUUUCACAAAGCCCGAGAUUUCACCAUGCUUCCUUGUUCUCUUAAAAACCCUUGGAAACCCUCACCUCUGAUUUCGAAACCUCUCAAUUAACUGAUAUAUGAUAAUUAUUUGUAUUUAAUUUUGCCUCGACUUUUGUACGUUAAUAACACAAUGAAUUGCCUAAAGCCAGUUUUCCACUUAAAUUUCAAAAUUUAGUGAAUGUUGAUUGGUUAAUACUUUCGUAGUACGCCAAAAAGUUGACGUGCGACGAACUUUUCAUUUUGAUACGUGAAUACACCCAGAAGUACGUGGAUUUAUCAACCUCUUUUCAGUCUACGCAUGCUCACCACUCACCAGUACGUUUCGGUACGGUACGGUACUGUACGGUUGAAGUGGAAAACUGGCUUACAGUCCAGUCCGGCCAUUAGAAGAUAAUGAGCUUGUAAUUACCACGCAUGAGCGAUUAAAAGUUAGCGUAGCUGUCGUUCACCCUAAUUCAUUGAAUUUUUUAUAGGUUGGUGUUACUAGCGAAGGAUUAUUGAAAGCCGUUGAUCUCACGUAUUACACUGCUUGUGGGAAUGCGACUAAUGAAU
This is a messenger RNA of Paramuricea clavata, 6623 nucleotides long. The record is from the annotation of a GenBank genome assembly. NCBI's taxonomy places the organism in Eukaryota, Metazoa, Cnidaria, Anthozoa, Malacalcyonacea, Plexauridae.